Apis florea (little honeybee) is the source of this 1314-nucleotide messenger RNA. Its product is annotated as calcium release-activated calcium channel protein 1. Gene Ontology annotation, biological process: store-operated calcium entry. Gene Ontology annotation, cellular component: membrane. The record is from RefSeq and is a predicted model, not a curated record. Lineage: Eukaryota; Metazoa; Arthropoda; Insecta; Hymenoptera; Apidae. Gene Ontology annotation, molecular function: store-operated calcium channel activity.
UUACAUUGGCCCGGUGGCGCCUCGAUACCUGGGCCCGAUACGCUCUCCCCACGAUUGCCUUAUCUCCGUUUGAAACGCAAGAAAACAAGCGUCAUUGGCCGCGGUCGCAUCUCUCAACGGAAACCCGCGAGAGAGGAGAGGUAUUAGCAGGUAUACACGGUCAGGUAGAACUCACGUACGUUAAGGUCGUGUAGCCGGUUAUUAUGUAGCCGAUAUGGCUCCGAGGCAAUUAAUACUAUUGUUAUGAUUCAGACGGAUACGUCAUGUGUGUGUCUGAACGACGAUGCAACGCCGCGUUUUGGUCAGUAUUCGACUAUAAUAAGUUGCAGCCACUCGGCCUCCGGAUCCACACGCUUGAACCGCUUUCUAAAUCGAUGCAUUGGGAAAAAUGCGUGCGCGCUUGCCACCUGGAACGGAUGUAAUUAACUGUUCAGUGUUACGACGAGCGUGCAACACGGUAUGGAAAUAUAAUCGGCUAUAGUGGCACGUUCCCCAAAAGGAAAAGUGAAGAGCGAAAAGGAAUGCAUGGAGUAUGGUGCUGAAGAAAAUUGAAACGCGGUUGAUAAUCGGUUGAUGAUCGUACGUAUCGAUUCAAUGUUGGAAACGGUCGGAUGAAAAUUGCGGUAAGAUUCUUUGACUCGUUCCAGGAAUGAUGGAAGUAGCGUCAAGUCGAACGUGAUAUUCUUCCUUAUACGAUGAGAUUUCGCCGAUAUAGGAGAUAAUAAACGAGCAAUUAUGUCGAAUAAUAAUCUGGCCGAAGGGAGAUCUUUCAACGGUACGUUGAUCCAAGAUGCGAAAGCUAUGGAUGAGAAGUACGAUAAGAACAAUCCGCAAAACAAAAGCAACGAGGAAAUGGUGAAAAAGUCGAGCAAAGGGACUCAGAUUGAUUUUAUCCAAUUGUCUUACGGUACCCAGAGAAUCAGGCCACCUUCAUUGGCUUAUCUGUCGAAACAGACCAGCGAAUCAAAUUAUCCAAGCUACAACUCGAAGAGCUCGUCUCAGAGCGAGUUAGCUCUGUCGCCAAGAAACAAGAACAAUCGUUACGUAGCUUUGGAUAUGAGAUCGAUGAGCAGCCUUCCAUUUUCGAACAGUCAUACCUCGAUAAAUAACACGCCGUACACAUGUUGCUGUACGUGCGCGGGAUCGCCAGGAUCUCCAACACCCUCCUCCAGACAAAUGGAGGAGCAGGACGGUCCUGAAGGUCUUUCGUGGAGGAGGUUACACAUGAGCAGAGCUAAAUUAAAAGCUACCGCAACAACAUCGGAAUUGUUGAGCGGUUUCGCUAUGGUGAGUAUAUAUAUAUAUAUAUCUCGU